UAGAUAUGAUCCAUAUAUCGCCAGCCAGUUGUCAAGGAUGCUUCUGCCCCUUAUACUGGCUCUGCUGUUGAGCAGUUUUGCCUUGGAGCCAGUAAAAGGCCAAGACAGGAGCUUACACAUUGAUGUUCAGUGCAGCACUUCAGGAGUCUAUGUUUCUUGGAGGACAAAUGAUUCUAAGCUACAACACGUGUAUGUAGGAUUGAAAUGUGAUAAUAGUUCCAAUGAUCAAUACAAAGACUUAGCUGAGACAUUGGAAAGUGGGUUAGAGUUCACUUAUAUUUAUCCUUUGAAGAGAGGUGAAGCCUGCAACAUAACUGUAUAUCUUUUGUAUGAACAUGAAAUAAAUGAGAUUACAAGAAAUUUUCAUUGCUCAGACAUUGAAGAACCUAGAUCUAUCGUGUCAUCGUCAUUUAUAUCAACGUCUUCUACUGCUGGCAGUGUAACUUAUGCUACUCUUUCUUCAAUGGAACUAACUAUUAGUAGUAUUGGUUCAUUAUCGAUGGUCUCUGAAUCAUUGCCAUUUUCUGAUUUAUCCCACUUUAUAACUAGUACUUUUGUACCUUCAACAACAGUACUAAAUACAACAACUGGAAGAGGAUCUGGGAGUAACAUUGCACUAAUAGUCUCCGUCUCUGGGAUUUCAGUAGUCAUGGCCAUACUGUUGAUUGUCAUAUUUAUCAUUGUGUGCUUCAUUUUAUUGCUACACUGUAAAAAGCUUAAAAUGAGUCACAACGUACAUGGAAUUCAGGACAACUUUAUCUAUUUAGAUGUUGACAUGAUGGACGACAUCAGUCUCUCUGAAUCAGUUAUAACUGUUGAGCAGCCUCUGUCAUGGGAUAAAUUUAUAGCGACUGCAAUCACUCCCGACGAACAAGACCUCAAUCACUCUGUAUCUACUGAAUGCAAUAAGAAGAGAAAUGACAACUUAAAGAAAGGGAAAAGAGAAGAAAAUACAUCACCUUGUAGAUACUACCCCUGAGUUUUUAAACAUCUGAGUUUUUCACUAAAAAUCAGGAGAAAUCAUAUGUAUACACAUUCCAUUAUAUUUGUUGUUUUAAUCCUGAACUAUGAACAAUACAGCUUUGUUAUCACUCUACUAUACCGCAAUGUUAUCUGAGAAUGUUUGCUAUAUGAUUGAAGCAAUAAAAUGUUAAUUGAGAA
This is a messenger RNA of Amphimedon queenslandica, 1161 nucleotides long. RefSeq lists its product as uncharacterized. The coding region runs from base 38 to 979 and encodes 313 amino acids. The record is from RefSeq and is a predicted model, not a curated record. Lineage: Eukaryota; Metazoa; Porifera; Demospongiae; Haplosclerida; Niphatidae. The transcript has 5 exons.